AAAAAAAAGAAAAAUUUAAAAAAAAGAAAUCUUAAUUUUAAAAAGACCUUCUUUCUAGAGAAAAAAAAUACUUAGUUCCGAACCAAAUUUUGUGCAUAAAUAUCUGACUUUAGAUUGUCCUAAUGUCCCCAUCCUUGUAAGACUAUCCUUACUAAACAAGGAAAAGCAUCUCUGACCAAGCUUGUGCCUAGGGAAUAAUACAAUUAAGUGAAGUCUUCCUCUUCUCCAUGUAAUCUUUUGGAUCAGUGGGAUUAUGGUGACAGGAUAAGUUUAAGGGAUUCUCUCCGAUUUUAUUUCCCUUUCCAAAGGAAAAUAGUGGUGCUUUCUUUCCUGAGCAUUAUCUCAUUUUUCCAAAUGAAAUGGCCCUAAACAAGCUGAUCUUCUAAAGGUUCUGUUUUAUGAAUGGAAAGAAUAAUAAUAAGUUCUCCUCUUUAAGGUGCCACAGCAAGUAAUAACCAUGGAGGAUAAUCCCACUGUCAUUAAGCUGGACAUUCGUGAAGGGACCAGUCCAUCAUGGAAAGGGAGAAGGUUCAUCCCCAAAGCCAUUGGCUUUAUCACCGGAGAUAUGAGAGAAUAUGCAGACUGGCUCAAAGACAAACCAGUCAUACUUCAGUUCCUCGACUGGAUUCUUCGAGGUAUAUCCCAAGUGGUGUUUAUUAAUAACCCCAUCAGUGGGAUCAUCAUCAUAAUUGGGCUGCUGAUCCAGAGUCCCUGGUGGACCCUCACAGGCUGCCUGGGAACUAUAGUUUCCACACUGACAGCCCUACUGCUCAGUCAAGACAGGUCAGCAAUAGCAGCUGGGCUUCAUGGCUAUAAUGCCACCCUGGUGGGAAUACUCAUGGCUGUUUUCUGCGACAAGGGAGACUAUUACUGGUGGCUUUUAUUCCCUGUGACUGUCAUGUCCAUGACAUGGAGGCUGCUCAUGAAAUUUGAAUACGUAUCUAUAGAUCUUAGCAAUGUUCACUUGAGACUGUUUAAAGUAACCCUACUUUUUUUUUGGGGGGGGGGACUGACUUUACAGUUACUCAAAGCCAUCCCAGUAGGAAUUGGUCAGAUCUAUGGCUGCGAUAAUCCUUGGACUGGUGGUCUUUUCCUGGUUGCCAUUCUCAUCUCAUCCCCACUCAUGUGUUUGCAUGCAGCAAUUGGAUCAACGCUGGGGAUAAUAGCAGGGCUGACCCUUUCAGCUCCAUUCGAAAAGAUCUACUUUGGAUUAUGGGGUUUCAACAGCUCUCUGGCGUGCAUUGCAAUAGGAGGGAUGUUCAUGGCUCUCACUUGGCAAACUCAUCUCCUAUCACUUACCUGUGCUCUGUUUACUGCUUACCUGAGUGCAACAUUAUCAAACAUGAUGGCUGUGUUUGGGUUGCCAUCGUGUACCUGGCCCUUCUGCUUGGCCACGCUCAUCUUCCUGUUAGUGACAACAAAAAAUCGCUCAAUCUAUAAGCUGCCACUCAACAAAGUGACUUACUGUGAGGAGAACCGUACCUUCUACCUGUCAUCAAAGAAAAGGUUAGCAGAAAGACCAAGUCAAAGCCAACUUGUCUGACCUCAAACCCAGAUGGCAUCAGCAACUUCCAGUAUCUGUGAACUGAUAUCUUCUACUGUAGUAGAAUCUUCUAAACUAACCAACCAUACAGCAAUUUGCUUCUCUCCAUUUUUGAUAAAAAAAAAAAAAAAAAAAAGAAAGAAAGAAAGAAAAUCCAUCCUUUUCACUUGCUUGUUACUUUCUGUGAAAGGCCAAAAAGAUGCCUAUGAUUUAGACUUGUCUAAGAUGGUAAAGGCAACCAUGCCCCAGCAACUCUCUACAUCUCUCUGGGCCUCAGUUUCCUCAUCUGUAAAACAAGAAGGUUGGAAUGCAUGGCUUCUAUGUUCCCUUUCAGCUUAAAAUCCAAUAGGCCUAUACUCUGACAGGGAGCAAGGGGCUAUGGAUUUGUAAAUACUUGAUUUGAAGAAGAGUUGGAGAGUGAAAGAGUGCAUAUUAGUCAUAGGCUUUAAAAGCCACCCCAACCCACUCACUAACAGAAAAAAUGAGUACAGAGCCUAUAGCUCUCUCCUAUGUGUAAUAGGAUGAUUGUAAUGAACAGAUGCAAAAAGGAAUUAACAGUAUUACCAUAUGUUCUUUGACUAACUAGCCCUUAGUCAAUAGAGCCCAAAUCUGGAAUAGAAAGGAAUGUGCUUAAGGCAUUCAAUGCUAGCUGCAUUGUGUAGGGCAGUGAAAUAGUCACCGCACCUAAAGAGUCUUCACAUCCUUAUAAAAAGGGAGGCCAGCUUUUUGCCCCUUGUCGCUUUAGGUCCUCCCAGGUACAAGGGUCCUUUGAUCUUGUAUUGGGUUGUUCUCCCUCUCAAGACUGACAGCAAAGCAGGAGGAAGAAGAAAUAUAAUUCCUAUCUGUCCUGCAUUGCCACUCUUGUCAAAGACCGACAAUGAUUUCAAAAAUAGUCUCCUAAGAAUAGAGUUAUUUUGAAGAGAAUAAAAUGAAUGAGCCUCUCUUCCCAGCUUAAUCAUCUCAUUAUAUUUAUAGAAAAGUUACACAUGGAUUGAAUUAGCUUUUGAAAUACUUGGCAGACCCAAUUUAAUUUAAAUUGAUAGGAAUUUUUUUGAGUACUCUGUGAGUAUGAAUAAAGGGGAACUGGUUGCUAAUACUUUGGCAAUUUGCAUUUACAUUUUUUUCAGAUUUGAUUUUUUUGCCUAUUUUCAA
This is a messenger RNA of Gracilinanus agilis (Agile Gracile Mouse Opossum), 2695 nucleotides long. Its product is annotated as urea transporter 1-like. The record is from RefSeq and is a predicted model, not a curated record. The transcript is spliced from 8 exons. Gene Ontology annotation, biological process: urea transmembrane transport. Lineage: Eukaryota; Metazoa; Chordata; Mammalia; Didelphimorphia; Didelphidae. Gene Ontology annotation, molecular function: urea transmembrane transporter activity. Gene Ontology annotation, cellular component: membrane. The coding region runs from base 458 to 1543 and encodes 361 amino acids.